This is a messenger RNA of Coprinopsis cinerea okayama7#130, 5901 nucleotides long. RefSeq names its product high-affinity cell membrane calcium channel. The coding region runs from base 1 to 5901 and encodes 1966 amino acids. Lineage: Eukaryota; Fungi; Basidiomycota; Agaricomycetes; Agaricales; Psathyrellaceae. Gene Ontology annotation, biological process: calcium ion import across plasma membrane. The record is from RefSeq and is a predicted model, not a curated record. Gene Ontology annotation, molecular function: high voltage-gated calcium channel activity. Gene Ontology annotation, cellular component: membrane; voltage-gated calcium channel complex. The transcript has 24 exons.
AUGGGUGUCACAAGCAGCAGAAGCAGGAGUCCGUCGCAAAUAGUAUCGCCUUCAUCAUCUUCGGACGACCCUGAAAACUCUGGCGCCGCAUCUAUGAUGUCUCCACGGUCGAAGCGCAAAUCUGGCGGGAAGAGGUACAGCGUGGCGCAAUCGCCAUUAAAGUUGGGCGAGAGUGCGAUAAAGACGGUGUCGGGAGGGCUGCGCAGGAUGUCGCUGCGGGUAGUUAACCUCGCUGGCACGGGCAUGGCUGAUCAACUCCGUUUGAAGGAUUUGGACGAACCUAUGUCGGCCAAGAGCGAAGAAGACGGACCACCGGCCAUUGUUGACCUCAAGGAAGUUCUGCCGUUGCGAGGGAGAACGUUGGGUUUCUUGGGCCCCGACAGCAAGCUGAGGCAGCUGCUGUAUCGGUUCCUGAUUCAUCCAUGGACGGAACCUAUGAUCCUGGUCCUGAUCAUCGCCAACGCUGUCGUCUUGUCAAUACAGGCCUUUCCAUCCCUGACCUUACCCACCGCCAACGGGCCUGCCCUCCCUCCAAGGGUCAAGGGCUACUUUCACACUUGGGAAGACUACGUUCUCUUUGGUCUCUUCAUCGUGUUCACGGUUGAAGCCCUGGCUCGAAUGGCAGUGACGGGAUUCCUCUUCGACCCAGACGUUUCAAUGUUCGAACCAUUCGCCGCCCCCAACACUAACAGUAUUGCCGAAACUUAUACACCCACACCCGGUCCCAUUGGCCCUGGCAUCGCACGUCAGACCUCACUGUCUAGGGGGAAAUCCAUCACACAAAAGUUCCGCACUAUGAAGCAAACACUCCUACGACCAUUUGCUCUUUCGUCCAGCAAGCCACCCUCCGCCUCACCACUCACAGCAACCGUUCCCCCUCCCACCGCGAGGAACGGCAUGUCCUCUUCCAUACAUCCAACGUAUCCCCCACCCCCUCCAGACGACGGAACCUUGAAAGGUCGGAUAAAACACGUCGCACACUCCGUUCACCAAACUAUCCGUGAUCCCAAUACCCCAACCUUCCUUUCUCGUGCGAUGCGUUCAGACUAUCAAAACGGCGAUGAAAUCAAGCUCCCUUUCCGCUUGAGCAUCGACCACCUACACGACAAAACGACUCGAAAUGUACCAUAUCUUCGACAGAGCUGGAGUCGGAUUGAUUUUAUUGCUAUUGACGGCGAGGUUAUUGACUAUUACGUCUGGUACCACGACUAUCAUGCAUUCCUUAAAGACAGCAAGGCCUCUACUUACAAGCGUGGCUCUAUUCGUGUUAUUUGCUAUUGUCCUAUUUUCCACAUCAGAAUUAUCGGUAUUCAAUCAUUCGGCGGUUCCUUGCGGCGAUCCUGCUUCUUCAACCCUACUCUUGGCGAACCCGAGGUUCUCAUCGACGAACAAUUCUGCGGAGGAUACAUUGAUCCCGUUACACUUCGGGAGGUGGGCUAUGUGCAAUUGGAUGGUCGCCGUUCAAACACAGUCAAGGGAUACAUCUGCCCGCUGGGGCAGACAUGCAAGGAAACCGUUAACCCUAAAGAUAAUAUCGAAAGCUUCGAUGCCAUUCAUUACGCGGCAUUACAAGUUGUCAUUAUUGCUACCGCCAACGGGUGGACCCCGUUGAUGUACUCAAUGAUGGACGCUGAAUUCUUCGUUUCUUGCUUCUUUUUCGUUAUUGGAGUUAUUGUUUUGAACUUUUGGUUGAUCAACCUGUUCGUGGCGGUUAUCACCAAUAGUUUUGCUGCGAUUCGGUCUGCGACCAAGAAGAGUGCUUUCGGUGCUGCUCCUCUCAUCCAAACCGAGAAGGACAUGGAUGAUGGAUGGGCUGUCGUGGACAACCGCAAAUCCGCCAGCAGCACCAAUAUCGCCAAGACGUUCUACAGCCACACCAAAUGGUGUUGGGUCCUCCUCGCGCUCGCCUCCCUAGCCCUCCAAGCAAGCAGAAAAGUCGACAUGACGCGUCAACACGAACUCAUCCUCUACUACGGAGAGCUCGCGAUCACCUGCGCAUUCGACUUGGAGAUCGUUUUACGGGUAUUGGCCACACUCCCGGAUUGGCGGACGUUCUUUCAACAUGCGAAUAAUUGGCUGGAUUCGUUCCUUGCGCUUGUGUGCUCGAUCAUCCAGAUUCCGGUUAUUAGGAAUUCGACGCUGUAUCCUUGGUUCACCAUCUUCCAGUUGGUCCGGUUUUAUCGGGUUAUCUUGGUCGUACCGCGUAUGAAGCCUUUACUGCUCGCAGUCUUUGGCAACAUGUAUGGUCUCGUCAACAUGUCACUGUUCCUAAUGCUGGUCAACUACAUCGCAGCCCUCGUGGCGGUGCAGCUGCUACGAGGUGACCUGGGGAACGACGCCAACAUCAACUUUGGAGAGUUGUUCAAUUCGUUUCUGGCGAUGUAUCAAGUGUUCUCGUCGGAGAAUUGGGUCGACGUAUUGUAUGGGGCUGGACAGGCGCAGAUUGAGCUUGGUCAAACUGCGAUAUCUCUGUUCUUCAUCUCUGCUUGGAUGCUUUUCGCCAACUUUAUCGUCCUACAGAUGUUCAUUGCUGUCAUCAACGAGAACUUUGAAGUUGCGGAAGAAGCGAAGAAGGGGAAGCAGGCUACGCAUUACUGGAGUCAGCAGCAGGAGAAGAAGGGGACGGCUUCGUGGUUUAGAAAGCUGAAUCCUUAUCGGUGGAUCAAGGCGAACCCGGUCACAGUCAAGGUGGAGAACUUACCCUCCAGCUUGGUGCUGCCGAUGCAGAAAACGCUGGUGCAAGACUACAAUAUCCCCAAGGCGGAUCCGAAGGACAGGGCUAUGUCGAACACGAAGAGUUUGCUCAAGCGUCGGUUCAGGCCUAAGCAUUAUUCGUCCAAGUCGAUUACUGCGCUGGAGAAGCUAUUUGCGGGAGACGCCAAGCAAUCCGCUGAAGCGAUCCCGAUGAACACGUUCAGGAGUGGACAAGGUCACAGCCAAGAUUCGAACCCGGAUCCUUAUUACGAAGAGAUCGAGCGUCACCUUGAACUCAUUGCAUCGGUGAACAACGAAGCCGCGUACAAGGAUAAUGAAGACGACGAGUACCAAGAGCGGCGCGCGCAGAAGGCCGACUUCAUGCGUGAUCACCCAUCGUACGACAAGGUCUUCUGGGUCAUCUCGCAGAAGAACUGGCUCCGGAAGAUGUGUCAGAAGGUCGUGCAGCCGGCUCGAGGCGAGCGUAUUUUCGGCGAGCCCUACUCCCCGGUCGCGCUCCCCAUCUUCCAGCUCAUCAUCCUCCUGACUGUCGUUGGUGGUAUAGUGGUGGAGAGUGUAGCGACGCCGUUGUACCGACGGAACUACUACGAGGAGCACGGUUUCGUUCGCGGGUCAUGGUUCGAUAUCGCUGAAGCGGCGUUUGGAUUCACCCUCUUCAUCGAGUUUUUGAUCAAGGUCAUCGCUGAUGGGUUCCUCCUUACUCCCAACGCCUACCUUCGCAGUAUAUGGAAUGGCCUCGACUUCUUGAUCAUGGUCGGCAUCAUCGUCAAUGUCGUGACCGGUCUCAUCUUCAUCGGUGGUCUCAGUCGGAUAACGCGGGCAUUGAAGGCUCUUCGUGCUUUGCGUUUGAUCACGUUGAUCGACCAGAUGCGGAACACCUUCCAGAACCUCAUCAUCUCCGGUGCCCUUCGUAUCAUGGACGCGGCUAUCCUCGCUUUGUUGUAUAUGAUUCCGUACGCCGUAUGGGGUCUGAACAUCUUUGCCGGAAAGCUGAAUCUGUGUAAUGAUGGUGACGUGGAUGGGCUGGCGGACUGUGUCAACGAGUACACCAACACCGUUAUUGGCGACUCGUUCCCGUUCCCUGUUCCUAGGGUGUGGGACAACCCCUCGCCGUCGACGACCUUCAGUUUCGACAACUUCAAGUCCUCGUUGUUGAUUUUGUUCGAGAUUGUGUCAUUUGAGGGGUGGGUGGAUGCGAUGUGGGUUGUGGCGAGUAUUACGGGUCCGAACGAACAGCCGAGGACGAAUGCGUCGCAGUGGAACUCGAUCUUUUUCGUCAUCUAUAACCUCCUCGGUGGUGUUGUUAUCUUGACUCUCUUCAUUAGUAUCAUUAUAGGCAACUUCAGUUCGAGGACUGGAUCGGCCUUUCUUACUAUGGCUCAGAGAGAGUGGAUCGAUCUGCAAAAGCUGUUCAAGAGGCAGAAGCCGUCGAAGAGGCCCAAGAGGAGACCGGCGAAUGGGUUCCAGGCGUGGUGCUUUGACCGUGCUGUGCAGAAGCAUGGAUGGUGGUCGAGGACGUUUACUGUGUUGAUUGUGGUGCAUGUCAUCGCCUUGAUGACCCAAGCGUUCUCGACAAACAAGGUUGCUGAGAUGCCGAGGAACAUCCUGUUCCUUGCCUUGAUGAUGCUGUUCAUCAUCGAUGUCUACGUUCGACUCUACGGCCUCCGCUGGCGAAGUUUCAAGGCCAACGGAUGGAACUUGUUCGAUCUUGUCGCUGCCCAUGGAAGCUUUGUCACCACCAUCCUCGUAGUGGCGGGCCUCCGCAACUUUGUGGUCGUGCAAUUCCAGAAGUUAUUCUUGGUCAGCAUCGCCUUCAAGCUCGUCCAGCGUACGAACAGUUUGAACAUGCUGUUCAAGACUGCUGUAUCGAGUUUGCCUGUGAUCCUCAGUUUGCUUGGGUUGUGGCUCAUUUUGUUCAUCUUCUUUGGGAUCUUAUUCGUUGAGGUGUUUGGGUUGGCCAAGUGGGGUGACUACGAAACUCGGACGACAAACUUUAGGUCGCUCGGGUCUGCUUUGGUGAUGUUGGCGUUCCAGAGUACAGGGGAGGGUUGGAAUCAGUACAUGCACGACUAUGCUUUGUCUUACCCUCGGUGUACCACGGCCCCUUCCGCUCAGCACUCGUCGGACUGUGGAAGCGCCGCCUGGUCGUUCGGUUUAUUCAUAGCUUGGAACCUCUUGAGCAUGUAUAUCUUCGUCAACAUGUUCACUGGUGUGGUCGUCGAGAACUUCUCAUACGUAUUCCAAGCUUCGGGCAGUGGCGCCAAGUCCAUUACGAGAGAGCAGAUGAGGUCUUUCAAGAAGCUUUGGGCCCAGUACUCCAACCCUAGAACUGGCUAUCUAGAGCGCCAGAACUUCACCAAAUUUUUCAAUAAAUUAAGCGGCAUCUUCGAAGUCCGUAUAUACCCUGCCGAGUACAGCGUACCCAACAUUCUCGCUUUCUGUCGCGACCCUCUCGGCGAGCAAGCGUGGUCACCCAAGGUCGUCGAAGGAGUCGACUUGUCCAAGCUCGAACGUAUGCUAGAUACAAUCGACUAUCAGGAGAUUAGGAAGCGUAGGACUGUCUAUGCGAGGCUGUACCACGAAGCCACUAUUUCCCAUGAGCCCGGCCUUGGGAUCUCGUUCACCAACAUGCUCAUUCUUCUUGCUCACCACAAGCUGAUCGUCGAUGCCGAAGCCCUUGUGCUGGAUGAUUUGGUCAUCCGAACGGAGGUCAACAAGCUGGUUACUGAUCUUGUUAACCUCGACCGCGUCCGGUCGUUGCUUCGGACGUUGACUUUCCGUCGUCGUUUCCUUCGACACUUGGAGGAGAAGAGGGCGAGCAAGUACGAACAAGAAAUCCCCUCCAUCGUGGUUGACGGCAUGCCGGAGACGCCACCCUCUGCGUCAAUGUACCUUCCAUCACCAGACUCCCCAGGAAGCCCUACACCAAGUCGACGUGUCACCGCUCAAGAUAUUUCCUUUUCGCUGGAGCUCCAACCCGGCAGUGCAAGGUUGCAAAGGAGCAAUGGCAAGCGGAACAGUCAAGGACGGACACUAUCGAUGUUCUCGGAUGGUGUCAGCUCCAAUCGUUCAUCGAUGGUGGAGGAGGACCCGGAUGAGAUCAUGAAUGCGAUGCAGACCUCGGUCUGGGGUGAUAUCAUGAUGGAAGCUGCUGAACAAGAACGAGACGACCGAAAAGGAUCCUAA